CAAUUCUUAUUCGAUCAAAUUUCGUAUUCGUCGUCGUUUGCGUCGUCGUCAUUUUAGUUCUAAAAUUUAAGAAAAAAUCCAAGUGACUGAUGUAAAAGUAAAAAAUAUGGCGAGUCUUGGGGGCGAUCAACAAAUUUUAACAAAUAGUCAAACAGCUGAACCGAUUCAAAGAGACAGCCGAGAAGGCAGUGCAGAAAGAAGAGAACUAAUGGAAAGCACUAACGCAACAAUUCAUUGGUUUGCUCAAGUGGGUGGAGAUGACGACGACUCGCAAGUGGCUAAAGACCGUGACGAAAAACUGAAGUUAGCUAGAGAACGUCAAAAUGAAGAAAGACAAAGAAAAAUCGAGGAGCUCAAAGCUCAAGCAGAAGCGGCACAAAGAUAUCAGGAACAAAAGCAGGAAGAACGACGACGACGCAUUGAAGAGAUAAGAAAUCGAGAUUCUGAAAAACGUCAUCAGGUCGAGGAGCGUAAACGUGCAAUUAUGGAAGCAGAGAAAGAACGUCGCGAAUAUAUACUGAGGAAAAACCAGGAACGCGAAUCAAGAUUGGAAACUAAAAAACGAGAUAGAAAUUCAAUAGCUUUUGCGUUUGGUUCAUCAACGCCACGUCUGUUGGAUCCAGCUGAUUAUGGUACAGUAUCGCCCAGUCAAUUUUGGAGCCAACGAAGGUCGGAAGCAAUAAGUCCGCCAGCCGUACGCCUGUCAACCGUCAUAAUGGGUGCCUAA
Teleopsis dalmanni is the source of this 727-nucleotide messenger RNA. RefSeq names its product DDRGK domain-containing protein 1-like. The transcript has 6 exons. Gene Ontology annotation, cellular component: microtubule cytoskeleton. The record is from RefSeq and is a predicted model, not a curated record. Gene Ontology annotation, biological process: microtubule cytoskeleton organization. NCBI's taxonomy places the organism in Eukaryota, Metazoa, Arthropoda, Insecta, Diptera, Diopsidae. Bases 107 to 727 code for a protein of 206 amino acids.